Molecule: messenger RNA, 888 nt
Organism: Pestalotiopsis fici W106-1
Lineage: Eukaryota; Fungi; Ascomycota; Sordariomycetes; Amphisphaeriales; Sporocadaceae
Product: Eukaryotic translation initiation factor 3 subunit G
Exons: 3
Coding region: 1-888 (295 amino acids)
Cellular component (GO): eukaryotic translation initiation factor 3 complex; cytoplasm
Molecular function (GO): translation initiation factor activity; RNA binding
Source: RefSeq, a predicted model, not a curated record
AUGUCGAACACAGCUAGGGAUUGGGCGGAUGACGAUGAUCUCGAUGAGACCACCCAGGCCGAGCUGCCUCCUCCCCAGACCAUCCAGAACAAGGACGGCACCAAGACCACCAUCACCUACCGCUACAACGAGGAUGGCCAGAAGGUCAAGACCACCCGGCGGAUCCGCCUCGUGACGCACCGCGAGGUCGUCAACCCGCGCGUCGCCGAGCGCAAGACCUGGUCCAAGUUUGGCCUGUCGGCCAACGACAAGCAGGGCCCCCAGAGCGACACGACCUCGGUCGGUGAGAACAUCAUCUUCCGCCUCUCGACCAACUGGAAGAAGGACACCAAGGACGAGGCCAAGGACGCCCAGGCCAACGCCAUGAAGGACAAGCUCAAGGACAAGACGGUCAAGUGUCGUAUCUGUAACGGCGAGCAUUUCACUGCCCGCUGUCCCUACAAGGACACCAUGGCCCCCGUCGGCGCCGAGGGUGCUGCCGACCCCGCUGCCGGCAUGGGCGACGAGCCUGCCCCGUCCUCUGCUGGCGGCCUUGGCGCAAAGAAGGGCAGCUACGUUCCUCCUGCUCUCAGAAACGGCGGCGGUGCCGCAGGUGCCGGUGGCGAGAGGAUGGGUGGCAAGUUUGGCGAGCGGGACGACUUUGCUACGCUGCGUGUUACAAACGUUUCCGAAAUGGCCGAGGAAGGCGAGCUCCGCGACAUGUUCGAGCGCUUUGGACGUGUUACACGUGUGUUCCUUGCCAAGGACAGGGAGACGGGCUUGGCCAAGGGUUUCGCUUUCAUCAGCUUCGUGGACAGAGAGGAUGCCGUCAAGGCAUGCAACAAGAUGGACGGUUACGGUUUCAAGCAUCUUAUCCUGCGCGUAGAGUUUGCCAAGAAGGCCCAGUAA